UGUAUCCUCUGCCAUAAAGAAAACUCAAACUCACCACCACACACAGAACUAGACAACAAUCAACAAUGUGCUCUUUAUCUUCUUGAAAUAGAAGAAAUUUGUAAGAGAUUUGACUUGCCUGAACGUAAAACCAAGUUAGACACUUUACUCAAGCUACGCCAAGAAAAAGAACAGACAGUCUAUUGUUUGUGCCAAUCAACAGAUGUAUCCAAGUUCAUGAUAGGUUGUGAAAAGUGUGAUGGGUGGUUUCAUGGCGAGUGUAUUGGUCUUGAUGAAGCGGACGCCCAACAGAUAAAGAAGUGGUAUUGCUUUGAUUGCUGUAGAACAUACAACUUAAAAGUUGUGUUUUUCACAGAGACCAAAACUAAAAAAUCACACAAGAAAACCACAAAGCCAAACAAGAAAAUUACAAAAUCAUUUCCCAAGAAAAAUAAAGAAAAUGAAAUUAAGAAUAUUCAGCAGAACGUUGUGACAACAUCCUACGAGAGAAAGCGAGAUUUUUGUUGUGGUCAGUGUAGUAAUUGUCUUCAAAACGAAGAGUGUGGAAAUAAAGAUGGAAGAAUGUUUUUCAAAAAGCGCCUUAUACAACAAUUCCACAAUAACAAAGAGAUGGAAAUUGGCCAAAACUUUAGUAGGAAUCAGGAACUGAAAAUGUUUCACAAACCAAAUGAAAGACAAGCAUCAGCCAGGAUAGAACAAAGAUGCUUAGGCCUGAAUUGUUCCAAGUUUGUUAGAGUAAAUAGUAAAUAUUGCAGCGAUGAUUGUGGAAUGGCAUUGGCCAAGGCAAGGCUUCUCGGGAUUGUCAAAGACCAGGCUAAAGAUCAGUUAACAAAUCCAGGAGCAGCUUAUCAAAAAGAUACUGCAAAAUUAGAAGAAAUCAAAAAUCAGAAGGAAUAUCAUACAAGGGUGGUUCAAAAAUUAAAUAUAAAAGAACACAUCGUCAGGCGAAUCAUAGAAUCGACAAAACGGUUGCAGAUAAUUGAGAAUGAAGCAGAAAUAGCAGAUGACAGCAAAAUUCACUGUGUUUGUUGCGGUUGGGAGAUACCAAAUCGAUCUUAUGUGAAACAUGUAGAAAACUGCUUUAGAAAGGCUGAGAAUCAAAACAUUGUGGAGAGCUUUAACAAAUCCAAUACUCCGUUUUGCAACAUAUUUUGUGACCACUACAAUGCAUCCAGAAAUACGUACUGCUCGAGGCUUCGUUAUCUUUGCCCAAGCCAUUUCAAAAUUAGAAAAUCUAGAGACGAUGAGGUAUGCGGAUGUCCAAUUGUGAACCAACUCACUGUAGAUUUAUUCUUUAACGCUGACAAAUUUUGCCAAAGGCAGAAAAAUUUGUGCACUUUGCAUUUCAAUUGGGAAAUUCUUGCAAUUAGCGAAGUUGACACUGAACGUCUUAGAGAGUUAAUCAAACUUAACAGUUUAAUCAAAGAAGAAGGAGAAAUUUUGUCCAGGAUGGCAAAUAGAAGAGGAGUUUUGGGAUUGCUACUCAACUCUUCUCAAGAACACAAAUAAUUGUUUUGAAAUAAAU
Messenger RNA from Macrosteles quadrilineatus (aster leafhopper), 1525 nucleotides. Its product is annotated as CXXC-type zinc finger protein 1-like. Bases 217 to 1509 code for a protein of 430 amino acids. Lineage: Eukaryota; Metazoa; Arthropoda; Insecta; Hemiptera; Cicadellidae. Gene Ontology annotation, biological process: positive regulation of DNA-templated transcription. Gene Ontology annotation, cellular component: Set1C/COMPASS complex. The transcript has 11 exons. The record is from RefSeq and is a predicted model, not a curated record.